Messenger RNA from Malurus melanocephalus (red-backed fairy wren), 4175 nucleotides. RefSeq names its product protein mono-ADP-ribosyltransferase PARP12-like. Gene Ontology annotation, molecular function: NAD+ poly-ADP-ribosyltransferase activity; metal ion binding. The transcript has 12 exons. The coding region runs from base 99 to 2105 and encodes 668 amino acids. The record is from RefSeq and is a predicted model, not a curated record. Lineage: Eukaryota; Metazoa; Chordata; Aves; Passeriformes; Maluridae.
GGCCCCGGUCCCGUGUGGAGGCGGACCCGCGCCCUUCUCGGCUCCUUUCACUUUCGUUUCCGUUUCCGCGGCUUUCCCGGGCGGGGCUCCCGGCGGUGAUGGCGCUGGCGAUCCAAGCCCUGCGGCUGCUGUGCUCCAGCGGCGGCUCCCUGGAGCAGGCUGAGCUGCAGCGGCGGCUGCCGGGCCGGCCCUCGGCCGAGCAAUUGGCGGCCGUGCUGCGGGACCCGCGGCGCUUCACGCUGGUGCGGCGGCCCGGCCAGGCGGCCCAGGCCCAGGCCGAGGUGGCCGUGGUGGUGGCCACCAGCCCCGUGCGGCUGUGCCCGGAGCACGGAGCGGGCUGCCCGGGCCGCUGCGGGCGGCUGCACCUCUGCAAGUACCACCUGAAGGGCUUCUGCCGCAACCAGCAGGCCAGGAAGGAAUGCAAGUUUGUUCACAACUUCCACUCAGACCACAAUCUCCAUGUUCUAAAGCAAUAUGGACUUGAGAAUUUAAAUGGUGAUGAACUUUGCCAGCUUCUGCUUCAAAAUGACCCUUCUCUCUUACCGGAGGUCUGCUUGCAUUAUAACAAAGGUGAUGGACUUCAUGGAUCUUGUACCUUUAAAACAUCCUGCACCAAACUGCAUAUUUGCCAGUAUUUUUUGUGGGGUCAGUGCAGAUUUGGCAGCGGUUGCAAACGGUCCCAUGACUUAUUAAAUCCAGAAUGUUUUGAGAAACUGGAGAGACAGGGAGUGAGCUCAGAAAAUAUUAAGAAACUACCUUCCAUUUAUAGAAACAUGUAUGACAUAAAAAAUGGCAACAGGAGCAUGUAUGAUGUAGAAGAUGCCAAGUCUUCACCAUGCAAAGACAGAAAACCCAGCUCUAGCCGGGAAUCCUCAACUGCAAACGAUGAUGAAUCAGAGCAGAUAUGUUUACAUCAUCUCUACAGAAGCUGUGGCUUUAAAGAAAAGUGUAUCAGAACUCAUUUUCACUUGCCAUAUAGAUGGCAGGUCUCUGAUGGCAAUACCUGGAAGGACUUAAAGAAUAUGGAACAAAUAGAAAAAGCAUAUUGUGACCCAAAAAAGAUGAGGUUUGAUUGUUUUACUGAAAGUGGCACUCCCGUGUCUGUCCAUUUUGAUGUCAUGUACUCUGACUUGGGAGCAGUCAGACGCCUUUCUACAGCCUCCUCUGUGACCAAACCCCCUCACUUCAUUCUUACAACAGAAUGGGUCUGGUACUGGAGAGAUGAAUAUGGCAUGUGGCAGGAGUACGGCAAACGAGAUUGUGUUCAUGAAGCUGCUACUGUCUCCAGUGAGGACCUGGAAAAAGCUUAUUUGGCCAAAAGUUCUCCAAAGCUGAACUUCAAAGCUGGAAGACAAGAAUAUGAACUAAAUUUUUACUCCAUGGUUCAGACAAAUGUUUGCUAUGGAACACAGAGAUGGAUUUCCAGAAGACCUAAAUUUGUCUCUCAGGCAGAUGUAGAAAAGACAAGAGCCAGGGGCAUUAAACAUACAGAUGAGUUAAAGGGCAUUCCAGCUCACUGGGACAAAUCUGCUCUGCCUGAACUGGGAUUCAAGCUGAUUGAGCUUGACUGUUCCUCUGAAGAAUACAAGAAAGUCACAGUGGACUUUAAACGCACCAUGCCCAAGGCAGCUAUUAAAAGGAUUUGUAGAAUUCAGAACCGGUCCCUCUGGGAGCUGUAUCAAUGGCAGAAGGACCUAAUGCAGAAGAGCAAUGGUGGAAAGGCUGCAGAUGAACGAUUUUUAUUCCAUGGGACCAGUAAAAAGGACAUUGAGGCCAUCUGUCAGCAAAACUUUGACUGGAGAAUCUGUGGCCUUCACGGAACAGUCUAUGGCAAAGGAAGUUAUUUUGCAAGGGAUGCAUCAUAUUCUGACAAGUACUGUGGGGCAGACUCACACACCAAGACCAUGUUUCUGGCACGAGUGCUGGUGGGGGAGUUCACUUGUGGCAGCUCUCAUUAUGUUCGGCCUCCAAUGAAGGACAGCCAAAACUUCUACGACAGUUGUGUGAAUGACUCUUUGAACCCUUCCAUCUUCGUCAUCUUUGAGAAGCAGCAGAUUUAUCCAGAGUAUCUUAUAGAAUACCAGGCACCAACAGGAUUUCUAUAGCAGCAGAACCUGUCAUCAUUAUAUUGAACCAGUUUAAACAUUUUUUAGCCUUGGCUUAAGAGAGAAAAAUUGAUUUUGGAGAAGCUGUGUGAUCAGGUAGAUGAGUGCUCAAAAACAUUCAUUCUCUGUCCUUUCUGCACAACAGAAAACAAGGCAUUAAAAGAUGUAGAGGAUACUUUAGAAUUCCUAAAAUCCUGUGCCUGCUUCCUAUUUUUAGCAGCUUUCACAUUUCCCUACAUUAUGAGAGCCUUUCAUAACUUCAUGAGAAAAAAAUUGCUGAUGGUUGUAGCAUGAGGAUUGGCCAUAACUGCCAAGUUUAAAUGCUUCAGGAUAGUGUUUCAGAUCAUUGGUCAGAGGCUCUGUCCCUCUACAUGUUUAUCUUUUUAACUCAAAACUGGAUAAAACACGUACUUUUAGUAAUCUGUCUCCUGUAACAGUAGACAUUCAGGUGUUUGCAAAUGUGUUUGUACAAUCUCUGUGCUCAACUCAGUGCAUAAAUUCUUAGCAGCACUCUUCUUUUUUGUCCCUACUUCAUCUGCACCAACAAAAUCUCAAAAAUUAAACUUGCUUGUUGAAAAAGAGCAGAGACUUACUUUCCCUUGUUAAUUUUCUCAUUUAAAACAAGUACCAAAGAGUUAAAGAUAACAAGGGUUGCUUGGUGCUGCGUGACUUGGUUGAUUUGCUCCAGCAGAUAAAAGCUGUGAGAACACAAGUUUUCCAUGACUUUCACCAUGCCUACAAAUGAAAAAGUGCUGGCAGGUGCUGUGGAGGAAGCAGAGCAGGCAACUCAUGCUGGUAUUUAAUACCAUACUUAGGAGUGAAAUACACUGCUUGUCCUGCUUGAUUGUCAGUCCCUUGUUUCUGUGGAUGAACGUUAUGGUUCCCUUACAGCUCUUGGGAAGGAUGACCAGCUCUCAUUAGGUGUACUGCCUUUUUGGUUGCAGGAGGUUCACAGGUUUCCUGCAUAAUCAAUCAAGGUUUCAGGAAAAAUAUCCUUACCUGGGAAGUGGUCUUCAGCCACAGAGCUGAAACUUUUAAAAUGUGAAGAUUAGGUUGAAUAUUUAAUUGUUCCCAGCAGAAGAAGAUAGUGUUGAAUAGUCAGCAGACGUGAGCAAUCAAAAAACUUGAGUUUUCAAWUUUUUUUUUAAGAUUAAAGUUGCUGAUGCAUACAUAGAUACUUUAUCAUAGAUUUAAUGUGCUAAAUUAGCUACAAGUUAGCUAUAGUGUACUGCAGAAGCCUUAAGACUUUCUAUAUGACCUAAAAAAACCUAAUUUCUAGCUGUAUUCUGGGACUACUUUUUAAUUCAUCUGCAUGAUUGACAGGUGUACACUGGGUAACUCCUUGUAACUUAAGCACUGUGAGCCAGGAGCUUGGCCCUGAUCAGCUGGAGUAAGGCUGUGCAGACUCCUUUUUAUGUGAACUGCAAAACUAGCAGCAUGAUAACUAAAGGAAAAUACUCCUAUUUGUGUUUAAUCUCAAUAAAACACAGGAUAGGGGAAGGCACAUUGACUGCAUUGUUUCUUUUGAAAGAUUUGUAAUAGAAUAUAAAUUAUAAAUCCCAUGUCAGCAAAUGAGUUUGUCAGCARAUAGUACAUUCAUUGAGGAGGAUAACAUUUAUGUAGGAAAGCUUUCCUACCUGUGCAGAAUAAGGUUUUUCUGCCAAAACAAAAAACCAUCAUCAUCUACAUUUUAAUGGCAAAUGGGAAUUCUGGUACUAUGCCUUUCUUCCUGCGAACAUAACCAGAAUUUCAGGUAAGAACURGAAUAGCUAAAGUCACGUUAAUUUUUUGCCAGAAAAUUGAAACAAAACAUUCCUUUUCAUGCAAAAAGUUGAGAUAUUUUUUACUGAUUUUUUUAUUGUAUUUUUAAAACCUUUAACUUGAUUCUUGGAGAGGAUGUAUAUAUGCUUGUGUGUGUAUGAGUGAAGUAAAACAGCAAAUAAAAUGCCUGGUUAUAGUACUCUGUCAUGUGUUAUUUCUCCAUUMUCACAGCAAAAGAAAAAUUGCCAUGUUUUCUACUUUGGAAACUGCAGGGGUAGCUUUCUUGCGUGUAGYAAAUAAACAGGUAUU